Neoarthrinium moseri is the source of this 1260-nucleotide messenger RNA. RefSeq lists its product as uncharacterized. Gene Ontology annotation, cellular component: peroxisome. The transcript has a single exon. NCBI's taxonomy places the organism in Eukaryota, Fungi, Ascomycota, Sordariomycetes, Amphisphaeriales, Apiosporaceae. Gene Ontology annotation, biological process: phenylacetate catabolic process; fatty acid beta-oxidation. Gene Ontology annotation, molecular function: acetyl-CoA C-acyltransferase activity. Bases 1 to 1260 code for a protein of 419 amino acids. The record is from RefSeq and is a predicted model, not a curated record.
AUGGCAUCCUCCAAAGGUCUCUCGGCCCUUCUCGCCAAGGCCCCCUCCGACAUUGUGAUCCUCUCGUCGCUGCGCACCCCCAUUUGCCGCUCUUACCGCGGCCAGCUCAAGGACGCCUACCCCGAGGAGCUGCUCUCUGUCGUGCUCCGCGCCACCCUCGACGCGAACCCGAACCUGUCCCCCGAGCUCAUUGAGGAUGUCGCCGUCGGCGUCGUGCUCUCCGAGCUGGGCGGCUCCAAGGCUGCCCGCAUGGCCAUGAACCACGUCGGCUUCCCCAACUCGACAUCCCUCUACACCGUGAACCGCGCCUGUAGCUCCAGUCUGCAGAGCGUGGCCCUGGUUGCCAGCCAGCUGCGCACGGGCAUGAUCCAGGGCGCCGGCAUCGCGGCCGGCAUGGAGAGCAUGACGAGGAAUUACGCCUCCCGCGCCAUCCCUGUCGACCUGUGGCCGGCGCUCAAGGAGAGCGAGAACAAGCACGCCCGUGACUGCAUCAUGCCCAUGGGCCUCACGUCCGAGAACGUUGCCGAGCGCUACGGCGUGGGCCGCAAGGAGCAGGACGAGUUCGCCGUCGAGUCGCACCGCCGCGCCGCCCUGGCCCAGGAGAAGGGAUACUUCGACCAGGAGAUCGUGACGGUGAAGACGCGCUUCCAGGAGGUCGACAAGCAGGGCAACAAGGUUGGCGAGGAGAAGCAGAUCGAGGUCUCCAAGGACGACGGCAUCCGCAGCAGCGCUACCCUCGAGGGCCUGGCCAAGCUGAAGCCCGCCUUCAAGCCCGAUGGCGCCAGCACCGCCGGCAACUCGAGCCAGGUCAGCGACGGAGCGGCUGCCACCCUGCUGAUGCGCCGCAGCACGGCGACCGAGCUUGGUCUGACGUCCAGCAUCCUGGGCAAGUUCGUCGGCGCCACCACGGUCGGCUGCAAGCCCGACGAGAUGGGCAUCGGCCCGGCGCUCGCGAUCCCCAAGCUUCUGAACCAGUUCGGCAUCGAGAACAAGGACGUCGACCGCUGGGAGCUCAACGAGGCCUUCGCCAGCCAGGCCAUCUACUGCGCCCGCGAGCUAGGGAUCGAGAGGGACUGGGAGCAAGGAAAGGUCAACCCGGAUGGAGGCGCCAUCGCGCUAGGCCACCCAUUGGGUGCCACGGGUGCCAGGAUGACGAGCACGUUGAUGCAUGGACUGGGCCGGACUGGUGGUGAGGUUGGUGUUGUCAGCAUGUGUGUGGGCACCGGCAUGGGAAUGGCCGGUUUGUUUGUGAGGGAAUAA